Callorhinchus milii (elephant shark) is the source of this 866-nucleotide messenger RNA. It is a transcript of the gene pfdn1, whose product is annotated as prefoldin subunit 1. Gene Ontology annotation, cellular component: prefoldin complex; cytoplasm. The coding region runs from base 49 to 417 and encodes 122 amino acids. Gene Ontology annotation, molecular function: protein folding chaperone. Gene Ontology annotation, biological process: protein folding. The transcript is spliced from 4 exons. The record is from RefSeq and is a predicted model, not a curated record. Lineage: Eukaryota; Metazoa; Chordata; Chondrichthyes; Chimaeriformes; Callorhinchidae.
GCUGCGGUGGGGGGACAGACUGCGCAUGCUCACACCGCACAAAACAACAUGGCGGCCCCCGUGGACCUGGAGCUGAAGAAGGCUUUUGCUGAGUUGCAGGCCAAAGUGAUCGACACCCAACAGAAGGCAAAGCUUGCAGACUUGCAAAUCGAACAGCUAAAUCGAACCAAGAAACAUGCUUAUCUGACUGACGGGGAGAUAUCCACAAUGCCAGAAGAUGCUCGCAUGUUUGAAGGCGUGGGUCGAAUGUUCAUUCUGCAACCCAAAGCGAUGAUUCACAGCCAGCUUCAAGAAAAGCAGAAAAUGGCAGACGAGAAGAUCAAGGAGCUUGAGCAAAGGAAAUCGUACUUGGAACGCAGUGUGAAAGACGCAGAAGACAAUAUCAGAGAAAUGCUAUCAGCGAGAAGAGGACAAUAACAGUUUUCACUAUCAGUGAAACUUAAACAAAAUAUUUUACUGUAAAAUUGUGGCUUUACAAGAGCACAUUGUUCCACUCUGAAUCCAGCUACAUUUUUCUUACAAUCUCUGCUUACGUUCUCAUUCUUUUGUUCAACUGUUUGGUAUUUUCAGAAACACCUUAUUUUGGCUUCUGUGGAAAACAUAAAUAAGCAGUAAGAUUUAAGUUUUUUUUGGUACAGUAUUUAACACUGAAAUGUCAGUCUGUGUGUGUCUGAAUUUCAGUUUUUUUUUUCGCGACUACUUUUAAUUACCCCAAGUCUAUCACACGUCAACUCUAAUGUCCUAAAAUCUGGCACACAUUUGUUUCAUAUUGGGAUGUGUAUUUAUGAAUACUUGGUAUUUUUUACUUUGAGAACAAUUGUUGUAUUAUUUGUGGUAGAUUCAAUGAAAUGUACCCCCCCCCCCCC